UGCAGCCCUGCCCAUGCCUCUGCUGAGAUCACCAGACAUGUCCUGUGGAAGCUGGAAGCCCACCAUGGUGACCCAGGGCGUCCUCUGGGUCUUGUUGGCACUGCUGCUACAGCCGGAGCCAGGGACAGCCUCCCUGCCUCUGCUCAUGGACUCGCUCGUGCAGGCCCUGGCUGCCCUGGAGAAGAAUGCAGAGCCCGGGGCCGGUGCCCCUGUGACUGAGUGGCCACUGCUGGCCCCGGGCCUCCUGGAUCCCCUCUAUGUCUUCUUGCUGGACGGACAGCACCUCCUGACCGCCAAGCUGGGAGCCCCUGAGCUGAGCCCAGAGCUUCAGGCCCUUAUUUCGGAGCUGGCCCAGCAUAGUGUGCGGGGCCGGGAGGAGCAGGGGGUGGUGUUGGCCCCCGAUGGCUCCACAGUGGCUGUGCAGCCCUUGCUGGCAGGGCUGCAGGCCGGGCGACAGGGGCGCAGGGCUGUGCUGAUUCCCUUGGACAGCAGGGACGCCUCUGUGUCCACUGGAGCCCUCGGACUCAGCUCUCCAGACACCCACAGCUUCUCACCAAAUGCCAGUGUCAAGUCACCAACCACUGUGGACAGCCUCCUGGGGGUCACCCUGGCCAGAAAUCUGGGCCUGGCCUUCCUCCAUGUCCCCCAGAUCCAGAGCCGUCCGGGACUGGGAACGGAUGGCUGCUGGGACCAGCUCUCUGACCCCCGAAACUUCACGCUCCUGGACCCUGAGAACUCACCUCUCACCUUGGCCUUCCUCAAUGGUGCCCUGGAUGGGUUAAUCCUCGGAGAUUAUCUGAGCCGCACCCCUGAGCCCCAACCUCUCUUUAGCCACCUGCUGGGACAAUACUAUGGGCCAGGGGUGGCCGGAAACUCGUCACUUCGCAGCAACUUCCGAAGGCAGAAUGCAGCCCCCCUGACUUUGACCCUCACCCUGGCACAGCAGGUGUGGGGGGCUCUCCUCCUGCUCCAGAAGCUUGAACCAGAGCACCCUCAGCUGCAGGGCAUAGGGCAGGAGCAACUGGCAAAGGUGGCCACCCAUGCUGCCACAGAAUUCACGGAAGCUUUCCUGGGGUGCCCGGCCAUCCACCCCCGUUGCCUCUGGGGCGCAGCGCCCUACAAGGGUAGCCCCACGCUGCUGCAGCUCCCGCUCAGCAACUUAUACGUGCAUCACACAUACCUGCCCUCGGCUCCUUGCACUGAUCUUGCGCACUGCGCUGCGGAUAUGCGCUCCAUGCAGAGCUUCCACCAGGAGACCCGUGGCUGGGACGACAUUGGCUACAGCUUCGUGGUGGGCUCCGACGGCUACGUGUACGAGGGCCGCGGCUGGCGCUGGGUGGGCGCGCACACACGCGGUCACAACGCCCACGGCUUCGGCGUGGCCAUCAUCGGCAACUACAGCGCACGGCUGCCGGCUGAGCGCGCGCUGCGCACCGUGCGCCUGGAGCUCCCGCAGUGCGCGGUGCGCGCCGGUCUCCUGCGCCCCGACUAUGCGCUGCUCGGUCACCGCCAGCUGGUGACCACGGACUGCCCGGGGGAGGCGCUAUUCCAGCAGCUGCGCUCCUGGCCGCACUUCUCUGAAACCAAGAAACGACCGUGAUGCUGGUGUGGCCGCACAGCCCUGCCUCCUCGCCCCUGGAUCCACCUGGAGGCACACCCCUACAUCGGAUGGCAGGAGGGAGCCCUUGCGGGCAGUCAGCCGCAGUUCCAUCCAGUCCCAGUACCACAUAGGAGCCCUGGAGCCCUGCCAGGACUGAGCUCUCAGCACUGCUGGCUGUAGCCCCAAGC
Molecule: messenger RNA, 1788 nt
Organism: Sorex araneus (European shrew)
Lineage: Eukaryota; Metazoa; Chordata; Mammalia; Eulipotyphla; Soricidae
Gene: PGLYRP2
Product: peptidoglycan recognition protein 2
Exons: 5
Coding region: 14-1600 (528 amino acids)
Biological process (GO): detection of bacterium; peptidoglycan catabolic process; defense response to Gram-positive bacterium
Molecular function (GO): peptidoglycan binding; zinc ion binding; N-acetylmuramoyl-L-alanine amidase activity
Source: RefSeq, a predicted model, not a curated record